AUGCUAGCCUCUCUGACUGUGAGUCCCAACAGCUCUCAGAUGUUUAAACGACAGUCCGUCUCUCUGAGCUGUGAGGAGGACGACAGCUCUGCUGGAUGGAAGCUGAGGAGGAACACAACCACAGGAACCAGGAAGGAGUGUGGAGACGGAUGGGGAAGAUCAGCUGGUUCCUCCUGUAAAAUCAGUGUAGCAGCCCCCUCAGACAGUGGAGUUUACUGGUGUGAGUCCAGAGACGGAGCAACCAGUAACAGCAUCAACAUCACUGUCACUGGUGGACCAGUGAUCCUGCAGAGUCCUGUCCUCCCUGUGAUGGAGGGAGAUGAUGUCACUCUGCACUGUAAAACAAAGACCUCCAACCUCCCAGCUGGUUUCUAUAAAGAUGGCUCCCUCAUCAGGACUGAGCCUGCAGGUCACAUGACCAUCCACCAUGUUUCCAAGUCUGAUGAAGGCCUCUACAAGUGUCACAUCAGCAGUUAUGGAGUGUCUCCAUCCAGCUGGAUCUCUGUCACAGCUUCAUCAUCCAUCUCUCCUCCUUCAUCAUCUACCUCUCCUCCUUCAUCAUCCACCUCUCCUCAUGUCUCUGUGCUGUGGUUGGUUCCACCUGUCUGUGGUCUGGUUCUAGUGGUUCUACUGGUGAGACGAUGUGCUCAGAGGAAACCUGAAGGUGGGACGAAGGAUCUGCAGCUGCGCCCAGGCAGUGACAAACCCCCAGGAACCUACUUUGUCAAUUUUGCCCAAAACUAUGGUUUCAGUCACAUGACCAGCAGCUCUCGCUACCCCCAGAGCAACGGGGAAGCAGAGAGAGCUGUCCGCACAGUUAAACAGCUGCUCAGCAAAAGCCCAGACCCUCAGAGUAAGCUCAGUAAGCUCUCUUAG
Scomber japonicus (chub mackerel) is the source of this 876-nucleotide messenger RNA. RefSeq names its product low affinity immunoglobulin gamma Fc region receptor II-like. The transcript has 6 exons. Gene Ontology annotation, molecular function: nucleic acid binding; transmembrane signaling receptor activity. Gene Ontology annotation, biological process: cell surface receptor signaling pathway; DNA integration. The record is from RefSeq and is a predicted model, not a curated record. NCBI's taxonomy places the organism in Eukaryota, Metazoa, Chordata, Actinopteri, Scombriformes, Scombridae. The coding region runs from base 1 to 876 and encodes 291 amino acids.